AUGACCCGCGGCAAAGACAUCACCCCACUGCUCCGCUCCCGUAUCUGCGAGCUCCACUCAAUCGGCUGGGGCGCGCGGAAGAUCUCCCGAGUGCACCCCGAGCUGUCGCUGAGCGGCAUCGAAUACACCAUCCGCAAGGAAAAGGACCGCGUGAACUGCGUCACCCGACCACGGCCCGGUCGACCCAAGAAGCUCUCAGAGGACAAGCGGGCGCUCAUCCGGGCGAUGGUCGAGGCCGAUCCCGCCGUCAAGAGUGCGGAGCUUCUGGAGGCGGUGGGAAAUGCGAUUACCAAGCGGUCGCUGCAGUAG
Molecule: messenger RNA, 309 nt
Organism: Aspergillus aculeatus ATCC 16872
Lineage: Eukaryota; Fungi; Ascomycota; Eurotiomycetes; Eurotiales; Aspergillaceae
Exons: 1
Coding region: 1-309 (102 amino acids)
Source: RefSeq, a predicted model, not a curated record